ACACACACACACAGCAAAGAGCCCAUAAGCCCUGAGCAAUGCAGAGCCCACCAUAUCAUAGAUAAGGGACAGAAAGAAAGAGCUGGGAAAAGAGCGCAGAGCGCAGAGAGAGACUGACACCGGAGCGGACACAACAGAGAUGAGUCGGACCGAGCGGGACGAGCCCCGGCCACCCUGCCACCGGAACCGCAGCCACGUCGCAAAGGACACCGAGAGUUGUGCAUGAGAAUAAAUGCUGUGAGGUCUGGAGGAGAGCAUUCAUGCCUGCAGAGAGGCUGGCGCUGGUCAAUGCAAGAGUCAACCGCCUGAAGUGUCUCCGGCCACAGAUGAACUGAGCACAGACUUGAUCGUCCGUUGGAUUAAACAUCCACUCAUUUUCUCUCAUUCCUGCAUGCGAUCACCUUUUAUCAUCCUCAGUGGGCAGAACAUUUACGCGCUGAAGAUUGUUUCUCCCAUGGCGAGCUCUUGGGUCUCUCAACCGGGAACCAUUUGCAGCUCCAAGACUUUGUUCUUGCUGUCCUCCGUUCUGGUGCUGCUGCCACAGGGGCCUCUCCGAGCAGCCAGCAGCCCCAUCUCCAGCAGCCAUCAGAGGCAUCGCCCGGCCCCGGGGCUGGGAGACGGGCAUGGGGGAGUGGUGGAUCUGUCGCAGCUGGAGCAGGACAGCGGUGUGGAUGUACAGAGUGUGGUGGAGAGUCUGAAAGAACAGUUUCUGCGGACUUUCAACCUGUCUGGACUGGGUCCCCCCGCCUUGCCUGCUGGAAGUAUGCGAGAGGAGCCGCCUGAGUACAUGAUGGAGCUUUACAACCGCUUUGCAAAUGACCGCACGUCCAUGCCCACUUCCAACAUCAUCCGCAGCUUCAAAAACGAAGAUUCGUCUCCCAGCGUUGUGGACGUUGGCGGGGUGAGGCGUCACCCCCUCCUCUUCAACGUGUCGGUCCCCCAUCAUGAGCGCAUCACCGCCGCCGAGCUUCGCCUCUACACCCUGGUCCAGACGGACCGCCACCUCUACGCCGGCGUCGACCGAAAGGUCACCAUCUACGAACUGGAAUCCCGUGACGGGGAUGGCAACGUGACGGACGUGAACGCCGUGAGAGGAGACGGGUUCAGAGAGGGAGGAGCGCGAGACGCGCUGGUGGAACUGGCUUCGCGGCAGGUUUACGGCACAGAUAACGGCUGGGAGGCUUUCGACCUCAUCUCUGCCGUUCAGCGCUGGCGCAAAUCCGACCGCGGCACCACGCAUCGGCUGGAGGUGCACAUUGUCAGCAUCGCUAACGACGAAGACAUUCAAGCCAUGAAAGAAGACGGCAAGCGUGAGAGUCCGCCGGAAGGGGACAUGAAGAUCGACACCAGCACAGAAGAGAAACACAAACCGCUGCUGAUCGUCUUCUCCGACGAUCAAAGCAGCGAUCACCGGGAAGACAAGCGCGAGCUGAAGGAGAUGAUCGACCACGAGACCUCAAACGUUCUGCAGAACGAUUUGGGGGCCGGACUGAACGGGCUGUGGGGGGAGCUGGGAGCGGAGAGGGAAGAAGGAGACGACGAAGGAGAGCCGGACGAAGAGGACCUCAUCCAGAUGCGCUCCAACCUGAUCUACGACACCGCCUCACGAAUCCGCCGCAACGCCAAGGGGAACCACUGCAAGAAGAAGUCCCUGUACGUCGAGUUCAAAGACAUCGGGUGGGACAGCUGGAUUCUGGCGCCCACCGGCUACGACGCCUUCGAGUGCAGCGGCGUUUGUUCCUUCCCCCUGACGAAGCAUGUCACCCCCACCAAGCACGCCAUCGUGCAAACGCUGGUCAACAUCAACAGUCCCCAGAGGGCGGCGCCGGCGUGCUGCGUGCCCACCAAGCUGGACCCCAUCUCCCUGCUGUACCUGGACGACACGGGCGUGGUCACCUACAAGUACAAAUUCGAAGGCAUGGUGGUGGCCGAGUGCGGCUGCAGAUAGUCCGGACUGUCAGAGAGGACGCCUCUUUGUCGAAGUCUUAGAGCCAGAGGGAGGACGGAACACUAAGCUAACGAGCGAGACGAGCCAAGAGAAGAGACAGACGCUCAUCGGCCUCUUCGCAAAAAGUCACUCACUGUGACUGGAACAUGAUUUCUGUAUUCAUAGAACGACGGGCGCUCCGAGAGAAGGAGUGUGGACAAGUCCAACUCUGCAACCAUAAGACAGAAACAAGUAUUUCAUCUU
Salarias fasciatus (jewelled blenny) is the source of this 2191-nucleotide messenger RNA. It is a transcript of the gene bmp10, whose product is annotated as bone morphogenetic protein 10. Gene Ontology annotation, biological process: BMP signaling pathway. The coding region runs from base 392 to 1948 and encodes 518 amino acids. Lineage: Eukaryota; Metazoa; Chordata; Actinopteri; Blenniiformes; Blenniidae. Gene Ontology annotation, molecular function: growth factor activity; cytokine activity. Gene Ontology annotation, cellular component: extracellular region. The transcript is spliced from 2 exons. The record is from RefSeq and is a predicted model, not a curated record.